This is a messenger RNA of Mollisia scopiformis, 2108 nucleotides long. RefSeq lists its product as uncharacterized. Gene Ontology annotation, cellular component: cytosol; mitochondrion. The transcript has 3 exons. Lineage: Eukaryota; Fungi; Ascomycota; Leotiomycetes; Helotiales; Mollisiaceae. The record is from RefSeq and is a predicted model, not a curated record. Bases 144 to 2087 code for a protein of 647 amino acids. Gene Ontology annotation, biological process: tyrosyl-tRNA aminoacylation. Gene Ontology annotation, molecular function: ATP binding; tyrosine-tRNA ligase activity; RNA binding.
AGGAAAUACACUCAAUUUUGGCUGCUUGCCAGAAUCACAACCAAUUUCAUCUGCCAUUCGUUGUACGGUCAUUCACAUUCGCUCUCUUCGUUACUAGUGCCCCUUUUCCUCAUGCAGUCAUAACGAUCUCUUCCCCAGCCAUAAUGGCUUCGCGAUCCUUCCUUCGAGCUUCUUCUCGACCCGAAGCUUAUGUCUGCCCCAGGUGUACACUUCAAGCUUCCAAUGCUUCUGGUAAGACCAUAAGAAGAUGGAUUGGAACGAAAUACCUUGCCAAAAUGGCAGAUGCAGAGAUGGCAUGGUCACAAAAAGCUUCUAGCAUUAAGUCAGGGAAAGAGAAGAGCAUGCUCACGAUUCUUGAAGAGCGAGGCCUAGUCCAGACCUUCACUGGGAAACGAGUACACGUUGAUCAAAUGAUGACUGACCGACGACUCGGUGCAUACGUUGGAAUCGACCCUACUGCUUCUUCAUUACACGUUGGACACAUGAUACCAUUCAUGGCUCUUUUCUGGAUGCAUAUCCAUGGCUACCAUACAGUAUCUCUUCUUGGGGGUGCGACAGCCAAGAUUGGAGAUCCCACCGACCGUCUUACAUCUCGAGAAAAACAACACUCCUCUGUUGGAACCGCAAAUAUGGCAAAUAUGCACCUUCAACUCAAGAAGUUGUGGAAGAAUGUGGAAAUAACCGCCGCUAAGUAUGGCUACAAAUCGGAAUGGGCGUGGCGUCGGGAAUUGAUCAAUAACAAUGCGUGGUGGAAUACUUUGCCCAUGCUCCAGUUUCUUCAGCUCCUUGGUCCCGGCAUGCGGUUGGGCUCUAUGCUGGCACGGGAGACGGUGAAGAACAAAAUGAGUAGAGGGGAUGGUAUGUCGUUUGCAGAGUUCACAUAUCCACUCAUGCAAGCCUGGGAUUGGUGGCACAUGUUUCAUACGAAAGGAAUCCAAAUUCAAAUAGGGGGCUCUGACCAGUAUGGGAACAUCACAGCUGGUAUUGAUGCAAUUAAGUACAUUUCGACCCACCACCCAAACCCGACUGUUAAAGACGAGGCCGCAGCUGUCGGAGAACCUUUCGGCUUCACCGUACCGCUCCUCACUUCAUCAUCAGGACAGAAGUUUGGCAAAAGUGCAGGAAAUGCUGUAUGGUUGGAUGAAGAACAAACAAGCUCUUUCGAAUUGUACAAAUAUUUCUUGGGUACAGCGGAUGCGGACGUCGAAAAAUAUCUUCAGAUGUUUACGUUCAUGCCUCUCGAAGACAUUCAUGCCUUGGUUAGUGAGCACAUGAAGUCGCCGGAACAGCGAAAAGCUCAACACAAGCUUGCAAAAGAGUUCGUUGAGCUUGUGCAUGGAAAAUUGGAAGCAGAAUCGGCCGAAAAAGAGCAUCGUCUACUCCACCUGAAACCAGGGGCAAUUCUUCCUCCAAGAGCUGAAGAUCCUUCUGCUCAGAUUGGGGUUUCCUCGCUCAACAAGAAGCCGACGGUGAACGUCAAGCUACCGCGCCAUGUGAUAUUCCAAAAAAGCAUUAGCAAGAUUCUGUACGCAGUUGGCCUUGCGACAUCAACUUCCGAGGGUCGGCGUCUUAUUGAUGCAGGAGGGGCAUACAUAGGAAGUUCGCCGAACGAGAAACACGAGCCAAUGAACGAUGGACAUCUAUCAUGGGCAACAAUUAGAGCUUGGAAGCCUGAAGAGACCAAGAAAUACCUCAUUCAUGAUGAUUUACUCCUCUUUCGAAGGUCAAAAAAAGAUAUCAGAAUCGUGCAAGUGAUCCCGGACGAAGAAUAUGCUAUGUCGGGUUUAACCUACCCUGGAAUGCUCCGAGCAUGGCGCGUUGGUAUUCUCAAAGCUAUGCAUGUCAAGACAACUAUCACUAAGGAGGAGAUGGAAAACAUUGCAAAACUUCUCGAAGAAGACGAGUCAUUCUUGGACAGGCAAGCUCAAGAGGGUCUCAAAGGUGCUGCAAAGGAACCCCUCGAGCACGACCCAUCCUUAUCAACACCUUCAAAGGUGAAUAAGUCCGAUUUGCCGAAAAUCGAUUUCGUCAAGAAGCCAAAAAACAUCAACGAUGAUGAUCCAGCGAGUUGGAUUGACAGGUUAUGAGAGAUUCAGCGACUAGAAUCA